GCGGAAGUCACUGCUCUGGCAAUGAGCGGGCUGUUGCUGGAGGGCGCGGAAGCCGUCUUGAACUCGAUGCUCGCGCGAUUAGAGGUCAUCAACAUGUGGGGUGACAGUUCGGCCAGCCUGUGCAUUUUUUCAAAGGCAGGGAUCAUGGCGGACCCGCUGAUUAGCUAA
Molecule: messenger RNA, 168 nt
Organism: Prorocentrum cordatum
Lineage: Eukaryota; Dinophyceae; Prorocentrales; Prorocentraceae
Source: the annotation of a GenBank genome assembly